ACCCGAGCCCAAACAUAGCCCAUGUCUCUUGUCUCAUCUUUAGUCCACCGUGGAGAAUUUUGACCCAUCUUUCCUGUCUUCCAAGUUGUUCACAAUCCAGAUCGAUCACGAUUUUCUGCUAGCCGCCACCGGCCGCCCUAGCCGAUCGACGGACGACACCGCCGUGGCGCCGUGCUAGCCGGCAAGCCCCCGUCUCUACCUUUGCAGAUCCUGCAGCGGCGACGAUCUAGUCCGCAAACGCUGAAGUCUAAUCCGCGGCGAUGAUCCUGUCGCAAAUGCUGAAGUAUAAAGGUUCCUGCGACGGGGGAUCAUGAGGGGAUCUCGAACCGAUCCUGUGGACAUCAACUCUGAUGGAAGCACUGACAGUAGCUCUGAUGAACACUCGAAUAGCAGCUCAGAUGGGUGUGCUGAUAGCUCCUCUGAUGAAGGAAUGCGUAUGAGCUCCGAUGAAGUGAUGUACAUCAGCUCUGAUGAAGGAAGGCACAUAAGCUCUGAUGAAGGCGGGGACACCAGCUCAGAUGAAAGCGUAUACACCAGCUCUGAUGAAGGUGUAUACACGAGCUCUGACGAAGAUUCAUACAGGAGCUUUGAUGGAGGUGCACAUACCACCUCUUCUAAAGGAGUGCAUAAGCGGAUGAAGGUAAAGAAGCCUUGGAAGGUAUGCAUGUCCGUGUGUGACCGUCCUAAACAUUACACAGUUGGCUAUAAUCCAGACUCUAAUGGUAGAUGGAUGUAUUCAAAGAAUUUGAAGAUGUCAAUGUGUGCUCGGAAGCGUCUCAGCCACUAUAUUAAGUCAGUUAAGCCUGCUAUUGGCCACUACGUGUGUGAGAUGAACAAAACCUUUACCAAGGCUGGGCAGAGAAUGUACUUCUCUACUUCCUUCACUAAAGAGUAUCUGGUGGAUUUCAUUACCACUCCAGUUGAUGGGGUGAAGAUCAAGCUAUCAGUUGGUCGGUGUGCAAGACGUGUUCGCCUUAUUAAUGGCGUGGACAACAGGGCCGCCAUAACACAUAACUGGAGUGACUUUGCAAAGGAAGCAAAGCUGACAAAAGGGGAAAUAUGUGUUUUCUCUGUUCGAGCUUGCAAAGGGAAACCAGAAUUCACCGUUCACAAGAUUUAGAAGGUGUCUACAACGCAGCGUUUAAGGACGUGUAUCUAAGGUGUUCCAUAAGGCUAUGUAUAUAUACCUAUGUCUAGUUAUGGUUCCAUGUCUAGUUAUGUUUAGGUGUUGCAUGGACUCUAGUCAAGUGUGCUGAGUUGGG
Triticum aestivum (bread wheat) is the source of this 1262-nucleotide messenger RNA. RefSeq lists its product as uncharacterized. The coding region runs from base 311 to 1120 and encodes 269 amino acids. The record is from RefSeq and is a predicted model, not a curated record. Gene Ontology annotation, molecular function: DNA binding. The transcript has 6 exons. NCBI's taxonomy places the organism in Eukaryota, Viridiplantae, Streptophyta, Magnoliopsida, Poales, Poaceae.